Messenger RNA from Cladophialophora psammophila CBS 110553, 879 nucleotides. RefSeq lists its product as uncharacterized. The record is from RefSeq and is a predicted model, not a curated record. Lineage: Eukaryota; Fungi; Ascomycota; Eurotiomycetes; Chaetothyriales; Herpotrichiellaceae. Bases 1 to 879 code for a protein of 292 amino acids. The transcript has 3 exons.
AUGGUUCCGCAGUCGCUGUCGCUCUCGUUCGUGCCUCUGCUCGUGCUCAUGCACUUGUGCCUUUGCCUUGCUGAUCUCAAUCCUCGUCAAUCAUGUAGCUCGGGAUAUCGUCUCUGCUCACCUGACGGCGCCUCCACAAGGGAUGUGCCCGAGAUCGGUCCCGGGCUAGCCAGGCUUUAUCUCAAUCUCAUCCAAACAGUCAAUCCUCAGCCUGCGCCAGUCCAUAUCGUGCCACUCGGCAGCGGGUCGGCUCCUGCUCACCGAGCAAGAGAAAUGCCAGGUAGCCUAUGUUGUGCCGAAACCACCCAGUGCCUUCUUGUGCUCAGCUACAACGUUCCAUUGUGCUGGGACAAGUUCACGACCGACUAUUACCUUCCCGACGGCUCUUAUGGCUCGAUUAGCUCUGGAAAUUAUACCACUCCCAAUGGAGACCAUGCAAACCUGAUCACGGGGAGCUACCGGCUGGCGAAUGGACAGUCAGGGAAUAUCUACCAAGAAGACACGCUCGAAGAACCGAACACCUCAACGUUGGCGGUACCAACCCCAUGGACCAGUAAGGGAGUCGGCUCUGCGAUACCAGCAAGUGAGGUUGGAUCUCAAGCAUCCUCCAAUUUCACGAGCAUGCCGCACUUGCCCACCCUCACGACCGGCUCCGCCGCCAGUACCAGCAGUAACUUGGCCACCGUGACAACUCUCCCUGGAAGCACAGCGACUUGGAGUAGUGCGCCACUGGCAACAACACCGGCCAGACCGAGCGAGCCCAGCAUCACGCCGCCCAUCACGAACAUUGCAUUGAGGCUUUCUUUCCGUGGCCUGAAUCACCUGUGGAGAAUGAUAAUGACCUUUGCAGCUGUCACACACCUUGUGACAUACUGGUGA